Magnolia sinica is the source of this 936-nucleotide messenger RNA. RefSeq lists its product as uncharacterized. The record is from RefSeq and is a predicted model, not a curated record. Lineage: Eukaryota; Viridiplantae; Streptophyta; Magnoliopsida; Magnoliales; Magnoliaceae. The transcript has 2 exons. Gene Ontology annotation, molecular function: protein binding. Bases 38 to 844 code for a protein of 268 amino acids.
AGGCAAAGAGAGCACACGCAGGCAAGCAUAGUGGGCCAUGGAUAACCGGGCCGGCAAUGUAUGUUGGGCUUCGCUCAUCGAUGGGGUCCUGAUCGAAAUCUUCUCAAAGCUGGACUUUGAUUCGCUGAUAUCAGUAGCAAGCGUGUGCCAUUCAUGGCGCUGCGUGGCCCAUUAUACAGAGUGCUGGGAUCAUGUCCACUUCUGUCAUCAUGAAAGAUUCGUAGACAACUACAUCAAAGAAACCGUAGCAGUGGAUAAUCAAGAGAGGCUGUUCAGGGAAUCUAAAUACAUGAUAAGGCAUGUUGGAGCUGGAGCCAAGUCGAUUUGUGUCCGCCCGAUUGCUGACGAGACAAUGGUCCAGAUGAUCGCUGACAGAUGCCCGUCCAUUGAGUCAAUCUCCCUUCGAGAUUGUGAUCAAAUCUCACCAGCCACUCUUCUCAAUCUAAUCCGCACUUGCAAGCACCUGAAACUCAUCGAUGUUAAGUCCUGCUCUGCAAUCUCCACAUCAGUGAUCGAAGAAAUGGGUCAAUCUUGUACAAGCCUCAUGGGUCUCAAUUUGGGCAGUCUAAGAGUGACAGAAGAAGUGGCAACAGCGAUAGGGAAAUUCAUGCCAAAACUCAAGUGGCUCAACCUCAGCAGGACCACUAUAUCUUGUGAAGGCCUUUGUAGCAUUCUAGACGCGUGCACUGACCUAGAUCACGUUAGCGUCAACUGCUGCCGUCGAAUAAUCAUGAAGGAUGAGCUCAAGAACAGGGUCAGUAGAAUUGCAGAGUUCAACUACUCGAAACGCAGACCAAUUUUCGGUUCACCUUUAUGUCGUCGUAGAAGACUUCCACGGCCAUGAGCUUUGGUAUCUUUAAACAUGUAUUGCAUGUAAUUCAGAGUUCAAGUACUUCAAAGAUCUGGGUCCGGAUCCAUGGCUCAGUGGAAGACAAA